GUCCUUGUUCCCAGCAGAUACAUAUGCAUAUGCAUAGGUAGAAUAUGCUUUUUGCUGGGGUGGGGGGCCGGAUAACAGGAAUCGCGCGUCACGUUAAACGGACGUGAAAGUCUGUGAGACUCGUGAGGAGCUUUCACCACAAUAGAAUAUUCUCGUCACUGAGCUUCUCAGUAGUGAGUGGUGUGUCAUCAUGAUUGACGGUGUCUGUCGCGACUGCCCGUUGUCAUAACAAACAUGUGAAGCCGUUGUUGUCGUCAGUUCCCACCACAAAGCAGCCGGAGCUUCUCAUUUGGUGAAAUCGAGCACGACUUGGUCUGCCACUCUCGCGCUUCAGCUCCAUCAUCAACACCACAACAUUCCGCCAACAGAGUACCGGUUCACCACAGUCCCACCAAGUACGAUUUUCCCCUUCAUAGUCUGUCACCAUCCGCGCCAUCAGCAGCACAUAUUCAUCCUCACGCGGCUGACCACGUUCGCCAAUCCCAACAGCAAAAUGGCGAUCAAGUGGACUUCUGAGCGCAACGAGAAACUUCUCAUGCUCGUCAUCGGCGGCAUCCAAGUCGACAAGGAGAAGCUGGCUCAAGACUGGAAGGAGCAGUACCGUAUGUCAUCCCACUUCAUCGUGUGAGUUCCAAUCAUACUGACUCUGAUAUAGCGGACGAGGAUUUCCAUCCAACUGCGCGCGCCAUCGUCGAGCAGUUCAAGAUGUUGCAGAAGAAAUCCGGCGUCAAGGGUGGCACCGCAAAGAGGAGCUUCUCGACGCCCAAGAGUACUGCCAGGACAACGCCUGUCAGUGGGCGCACGACGCAGUUCAAGACACCGACUGGAAGCGCCAAGCGGGCCAGGGCGUCUGCGAUGAGUGACGACGACGGCGACGACGACGAAACCAAGAUGGAUUUCGACACGCCGCUGGCGAAGCGCACUACACCGAGCCGUCGUUCCGGCGCUCGAAAGAUCUAUGCGGAUCCUGACAGCAGCGAGGACGAUGCCAUAGCAGAUGCAAACGGUGGCAAUGACAGCGACGAUGGCUUAGACGCGGCCUUCGAGGCCGUCAAGGCUUCUGUCAAAGUCGAAGAGGUCGUGCCAUCCGUUACGAAAGAAGCAGGAAGUCACGACCCAAGCGAGCGCCCAGACAGUGUGACGGGCCGUAUCCCAGCUAUCGGUGCGAAGGGAAAGGCUGGUGAAACCCGAGGCCACCUGGAAGAGGACUCUGAUGGAAGCGACUUUCUUCCUUUCUGAGACGGCUUCGACAUGAGCGUGUCGUGUCCCUUGCGUGAGAGCACAACUUGGCCUGAUGUGCUUGCUUCAAAACGGAAGGACGCGAGCGCUUGGAACUGCGCUGCAUUCAAAGAACUUCCAGGGAUAGCAGCGAGAAGAGCGGUAAUGACACCGAGACAUGGAGAGUGAAAACUUCACAUCAUGAAUGAAUUGACCAUAGCCCAAUCGUCUCCCAAACAGUCCUUAUUCUCCAGUAUCGUCUUUCCCUCCGCACCAUGAAAUGCCACCUUGAUCGCAGUCUUCGCCAGCCUCUGCACCGCAAUACUCGGCACCACCGCCUCCGUCACCACCGUCAUGAUCCCCUCCGUAUCCCCCUUCAACACCCCUCCCGGCCUCAACGCUACCACCUCAAAACACUUAUGCUUCUCCCCUCCAUUAAUCCUCAUAUUCACCUUUGCAUCCUUCCCAUCCCCCGGAUUCAACCCCUUCUCUUCCGCUGCAGCCACCACCUCAAACAACGCCUUCUCCGCCGCGCCUUUAAUCUUGCGACUCUCAUUAUACAUCCACAACCGGCGAAACUGAUCCUGCUCCGCUCCCCACCCAGAAAUGAACACAAACCGAAACGGAAACCUCUUUUGUCCCGCCGCUGGCUGCUUCUCCGGAAAUCCCACAUAUGGCUCCAUAUACUUUGCAAUCCCCGCCUGAAACGCCUCUGCAGCCGCGACAGGAUAAUUCACUCCCACUUUCCUCGCAGCAUCGAUAUUACUCGUCGUGGCCAUGCCCGGCCCCACGCCCAGACUCCAAAUACAUGCUUCGACGCCUUCUUCGCGAAACCGUUGCAGGAGGGAAUCGGAAUAGGAUUCAAAGUCUUCGUGCAGGAUUUGAGUGACUUUUCGUGAACUGUUGGCUUGGGGCGAAGGGUGGGGACGUCGUGUGAGGAGGUAGAUGUGCGUGAUGUAGUUGUGGGAGAUGAGUUGGGAGAGGAUUUCGGUGCCGAUGAAACCUGUGGAGCCGGUAAGGAUGAUUUUCAUGGUGUUU
Sphaerulina musiva SO2202 is the source of this 2256-nucleotide messenger RNA. RefSeq lists its product as uncharacterized. The record is from RefSeq and is a predicted model, not a curated record. The coding region runs from base 706 to 1239 and encodes 177 amino acids. The transcript has a single exon. NCBI's taxonomy places the organism in Eukaryota, Fungi, Ascomycota, Dothideomycetes, Mycosphaerellales, Mycosphaerellaceae.